AAAAAAAAAAAAUUCCGCUAAUCGUGCUAAAUUUUACAUUAACAAUUCGCGAGUGAUAAUUAACAAUCAUGAAUUAUCGAAGCAAAUAAUAAUAAUAUUACCAUAAAAUAGUUUCAAAUCUCUAGAUGAGAAAAUAUGUUCUGUGAGAGAUAAAAAGACUUGACUCUAUUGUCAAUUUUUUUAUUUAUAUAUUUUUGUGUCGAAUUUUAUUUAGAUUCGUUAACUAUUUAUGUCGUUAAUUUCUAGAUAUUGAUUAUUAAGAGAAAUAAUAGAUUUUUAAGAAAAUAGCAAUUUUUAUAUUUUUUGCAAUACAAUUUGCAAAUCUCACAAGAGGAAGUGAAAAAUAAAAAAAUGUUUCAAACAAAUGUCUUAUUUUAAACGCUAACAUAUUUGACAGCUGGAGGUGUUGGAUUUUGGAACCAUUUUGGCGUUUGAAUAUUUUCAGGAGAAAAAAUGCCGAGUACAUAUUUAUACGCAAUUAAUAAUGAAGGACGAGUAUUUGGUUUAUCGACAAGUGGAAAUAUGUGGAGAGAAUUUAUGUAUUUGGGCUUGGAAUUUAAACAAUUGUCGGCUGUGCCACAUUUUAUGUGGGCAAUCGGUGGCGAUCGACAAGUUUACGUUCACGUUCAUGGCUUAGAUUUUCCCAUAAGAAUUAAGGAAGAAACAUACGAAAAUGAGCGUUGGCUGCCUUUGGAAGGAUUCAGCAGUCGUUUAUUGCCAACUGACAGAUUUAAUUUUUCAAAUCACGAUGGUACUGUCGAUCGUAGUCGGGAUAAAGUGAAAUUACCAUCAAUGGCUUGGCAAUGGGAGGGAGAUUGGCAAAUUGAAACAACUUUGGAUGGACAGCCUCUCGAUCAUGAUGGUUGGACCUAUGCAAUUGACUUCCCUGCGACUUAUUUUCCGAAGAAAAAUUGGAAAUCUUGCGUGAGGAGACGAAAAUGGGUUCGUUAUCGAAGAUACAGUGCAAUGAAUUCCUGGUGCGCGAUUGCUCCUCUUCAUAAAGAUCCCACAAAGGAACCAUUCAUAGACGUAGCUAUUGGAGGAAAUCAAAUUCCAUCCGGAAAUUCGGGCGAAUUGGUCGUUUGGGCAGUAACUGCACACGGAAGGGUGAUGUUUCGAGUUGGUGUUAGUACAACGUCACCAGAAGGUUUACGUUGGAGUGCUAUUAAAUUGCCAGCUAGUUACGAAGUAUCCCAAGUGAGUGUCGGUCCAUCAGGAUUAGUUUGGGCAGUGUUACAAAGUGGCAAAGCAAUCGUUCGAACGGGAAUUACGCGUGAAAAUCCAAUGGGUGACGAUUGGACGGAAGUUGAAGCACCGGAAAAUGAACGUUUGCUUCAAGUUAGUGUUGGUUUGGAUUCAGUUUGGGCAGUGACGAGCGUUGGAAAUGUUUGGUUUCGUAAAGGAAUUAAAGGCGAGAUGAGUGGAAUUUGCGAGCAAUUGGCAACAGGAACUGGAUGGGUCGAAAUGGCCAGUAGAAUGGCUUUAAUUUCAGUUGCCUCGAACGAUCAGGUUUGGUCAAUUGGAAUGGACGAUCGGUGCUUAUAUUAUCGAAGUGGAAUCACGCGCUCGGAAUUAACAGGCAAAAAAUGGAAAAUAAUUAAUGUACCUCUUCAAUUAAGCAGAGCGAGUAGUAACGCGAGUUUAACUUCGAGCAACAGACACAGUGUAUGCGGUACUCCACAGCAACAGCGACAUCAAAGUUUCGGCUCUCUGCAGAAUCGUCCACUAAGUACGAGUGAUUCGUCAUCAGUAAUUCGCGAUUGGGAAGAGCAAUCACGAUCAGCACCGAAUGCAUCAUCAGUGAGAAUUUGGCACAAAUCGAAAAAUGGCACGCCAACGAGUUUGGAAUUAAAGCAAUCGUCAUUUCAAGAAAUGUAUCGAAAGGAAGAAAGCAGAAGAUCCGGUAGUUCAUUAGACAAUGCCGAUUUAACGCAAGCGAGCGUUGCUAAUAUUACGAUUUCAAAUGAAUCCUUAGCUAAAAGUGGCGAAUCAAUUGUUGUUUCUGGCAAGGGAAUGAGCAGUACUGUUAAGAUAAAUCCCGCGGCUUGGAGUCCAGUUCAUUCAGUUGGUUCAAUGGUUGGUGUUGAAGCUCAUCCGGAAACCGAUGGAAGUGUUUUCGAUCCAGAUUUUACUGGCGACUCGGGAAUUUUCGGCGAGGACGAAAGCAACGCUGGAAUGUAUUGGGCCGAAUGCGAUGUUCUUUGGUAUAAAGUCGAGGCUGGCGCUUGUUACAUUGAUCUCAGCAAUCCUCCGAAAUGGAUCGCUGAUGGAAAUGGCACAGCCCAAGGUGAAACUGCAGAACCAUGGAGGAUUUAUAUAUUAAAAGAAUUAAAAGAGAGAUUAAAAAACGUUGAAUUUGAUUGUACGCUGUACGAAAAGGCCGUCGAGAAAUCUUCUUGGGUCAAGAAUGGAGAAGCGAAAUACAAAUUAAAGAAUGGAGCUUCUUUUGAAGACUGUGUGAUUGAAUUAGAAUGGAUUAGUAGUGAUAGCGGAUCUUUGGAUUCAGGAACUUUGACUGUAUUAAAUCCCGACGGUGCAACGACUGUGAUUCAAUUUCCAAUUUCUGAAAUAGUUUCUGUAAGCAGCUGCAGUGAACCGGGAAAUCCUCGAAUUGCUCUUCACACACCGCGUUUAAGAUGUUCGAAAGUUUUGAGAUUACAAUUCGCUAGUGACACUGAAAUGGAAGAGUGGAUGUCGCAUCUUACUGCAGUCACUUGUCAAAUGAAUAAUGUUUAUGGAAAACCUGGUCCUAAUUCAAUUUGGGCUUCAACUGCCUUAGGAGAUGUUUAUGUUUACGAUCCUGCGAUAGCGGAGGGCAAUCAACUUGAGGGUGGAUUAUAUGUUCAGGAAUUGGAUGCCGCGGGAAAAAGUCUUCCAUACGAAAGUAUUCUUCAAAAUGGUUUUGGUCCUGGUAGCAGUUUAGAAAUUUCCGUCUGCGUGCAUGACGACGCCGAUCGAUUGUCGUUUAAUUUUGUUUGCUAUUCGGCGAUGAAUUCGAGACAAAAGAAUUCCUGUGAAACGAAUGAUCUUGCAUUUCAUUUUAAUCCACGUCUACGUGAAUCGAUUAUUGUGAGAAAUUCAUAUCAGAAUGGACAGUGGGGCGAAGAGGAGCGCGAAGGAGACAGUCUUUUAAAAUCUGGAUGCGAUUUUAGUUUGAAAAUCGUUUGCGAGCCCCGUGGUUAUAGAGUGUUCAUUGACAAUGAACAAUUCACGUUCUACAAUCACAGAAUUCCGCCACAAAAUAUUACACACUUGAGAUUAAAGGGUCUUAUGACUCUGUAUAGUGUCGUUUACAAAUCAACGGCCAUGAUUAUUGAGCCGUUAACAAUGUUUUGGCGUCAAGUUGGAGGACACUUGAAGAAAGUGGAAACUUGUCGAUCAGGAAUUACUUGGGGAAUUGGUUACGAUAAUACUGGCUGGGUUUAUACUGGAGGUUGGGGAGGAAAUUUUUUGAAAAGUUUAGGUACCGGUAAUAAUGGAAUAAAUCCAAUGGUGGAUACACAUAAUUAUUAUGUUUACGAGAAUCAGAGAUGGAAUCCUGUUACCGGUUAUACGUCCCACGGUUUGCCCACCGAUCGUUAUAUGUGGAGUGAUGUCACCGGUAAACAUAGACGAACUCGCGAGCACACGAAAUUAAUGUCAAUGCACUGGCAAUGGGUUUCCGAUUGGAUAAUUGAUUUUCACACGCCCGGAGGUGUCGAUCGUGACGGAUGGCAAUAUGCAACUGACUUUCCAUCUCAGUAUCAUGGAAAAAAGCAAUUUACCGAUUUAGUGAGACGACGAAGAUGGUUUAGAAGAUGUCAACUGACAACAAGUGGUCCUUGGCAGGAAUUGGGAAAUACAAAAUUGCUCGACGUUUCCUUACAGACUAUGGAAGAAACUGACAGUGAAACAUUCAUUCAGGUUUGGGCUGUGGCAACAAAUGGCGAGGCAUUGUUCCGACACGGGGUUACGGAAUCCUGUCCAAUGGGAGUUUCCUGGGAACAUAUUCCAAGUGAUCAAGCAUUAAUUGGCAUUUCUUGCGGACCAAAUGGACAAGUUUGGGCAGUCGCGAAGAAUGGUUCCUGUUACUGGAGGUUUGGCAUUAAUAACGCCAAGCCCACUGGUGACGCGUGGCAAAAUGUUGAGCCACCCGCAGGCGCUCAUAUUAAGCAAAUCUCUGUUGGAUUCAAUGUCGUUUGGGCUUUAGAUACAAAUGGAAAAUUGUCAGUUCGUCGUGAAAUUCAAGCGAAAGUCUUUCCUGAAGGCACGCAUUGGCAAACUUUACCCUCGAUGCCCAAUGAUCCAAUUCACAUUGAUCUUUCGGUUGUCACUGCAAAACAAGGUUUUCGUCAUAUUUCCGUAGCAAAGGAAUCGGGACAAGUUUGGUCCAUUUCAGGAGCAGGAAUUGUUUGUCGAAGGAUUGGAAUUACCGACGAAAAUCCAGCGGGAAAUGGAUGGUCGACUGGCAUUGGGGCAAAUUGGCAACAUAUAAGCGUUGGAGGACUUUCUCACAAAAUCAAAUAAAUAAUAAAAUCCCAUCUUUUAUUGCUUUUAAGUGUCAAAUUAGUCUCUUAGAUAAAAGAAAAACUCAUUGAAAAGGUUGUAAACAGAAUUGUAAAUAGUAAUUUCAAGAAAUUCCAAAAUACUUUUAAGAUAAGAAAAAUUUUAUCGAUAAUAAUUGUUGUACAAUAUUCGUUUAAAAGAAUUCAUAUAAUCUAGUCAUCAAUUUUUUUUUCUUCUUUUGUAAAAAUUUUUUUAAAUUUUGUCUCUUUUUUCUUUCGUUUAAUAAUUUUUUUUCAAGUCGCUGUAGUUAUUAACAAAGUAUUUUUAA
Molecule: messenger RNA, 4813 nt
Organism: Leptopilina heterotoma
Lineage: Eukaryota; Metazoa; Arthropoda; Insecta; Hymenoptera; Figitidae
Gene: Pex23
Product: tectonin beta-propeller repeat-containing protein
Exons: 24
Coding region: 454-4506 (1350 amino acids)
Cellular component (GO): membrane
Molecular function (GO): carbohydrate binding
Source: RefSeq, a predicted model, not a curated record